GAACCAUGGUCUGACUCGAUACAACCCCAAUAGGGGUGUAUCGGGAAACCAUUGGCACGAUACGUGCCGAUAUGUGUCGAUACUUUGAACCUUAAUCUAAUUUUAAUAUAGCUAUGGGGUAAAUUCAAGCCUGAUCAAAAAAAAGUUUAUGGAUCCUGUUCCCGCUGAAUCCAAACCUUCAUAGUUGGCAAUUUUUAUUGAUCGAGUCAUUUAUUCAAAUAAUUGGUCGCUAAAAACCCAAUUAACAAAUCUUGGAUUAUGAGCCCUUAUUAAAACAUGUAGGGAGGAGGCUGUACCUUGGUUGCAAGGGUUGGGUUGAUCCCAUUACAACCUAGAUGAUCAGGUAAUCUUGAAAACAGCCUCUCUUGGGCUGCUUUUUUCUAUUAAAACAUGUAGAGGGGGAGGAGGGGAGAACUUGGGGGAGUUGAACUACUAAAAUAUCCGUAAUAUUUUCCGGGUCUCAUUAUUAACUAAAUUUUGCCCUUCAAAAUCUCACCCUGUUUUGGUUGGGGUUAGGAGAUUUGAGUUAAUUGAAGUGCAAAAAAAUCAACUAAUAAUUAAUUAUGAAGGAAUGGUGAUAAACCUGAAUUAAAAUGAUAAAUAAGUGGGCUACCAUUAAUUAAUUCAAGGCAGUAGCAGCAACCAGGUAUAUUGAUACCCAAUUGUCUCACUUGCUCAUAAAUGAAUCAGCAACUGUGAUCCAAGCCAACACAGAUCAGAAGUGUCCAAUUCUGUUUUUGUUGACCGUUGACGUAUGGGCUUGUGCUUUAGUUUUUACUUUUUAGGUAGAGAUAAAUGAGCGAAGAGAACUAAGAAGUGGUGUGGCGUUGGUUUAGGGAGAGGCGUCAUGCUUCCUGCAUUUGACAUUUGAAGAAGGUGGAAUCUUUGGGUGUGAGUGGCUUUGCGUCAACUGUUCAUUUUUUAGGUUUGUAUUGCCGAGAAACCGAAACGAGAAUCUUUGCAUCGCCAUGAAGUUUCGCCACAAAAUGUUUUUAUAGGAGACUGCCUCCUUGUUAGCUUUGCUUCGUAUACAACAAACACAUAUCCAAUAAGAUCGAAUAUUCAUUUUGAAGUUGGAAACUGAGUGCCUGAUUAAUGAUGGGUUUUGGGUUCUCGAGACUUACUUUUGCUCUUCUUGCCGCGAUUCUCUUCUUUCAUGGCUUCUGUAAUUCACAAGAAGACCCAUAUUACAGAUUUGUUCAGCACGCAACUUCAGCUCCUACCGUAUCAUACUACGACUACAUAAUUAUCGGAGGAGGAACUUCCGGCUGUCCUCUGGCCGCCACUCUGUCCCGGAAUGCUAGUGUCUUGUUAAUUGAGAGAGGAGGCUCUCCUUACGGGAACCAAAACAUAAGCAAUUUAGCUUCCUUUGCCAACACACUCUCCGACUACUCUCCCACGUCGCCGGCACAUCAUUUUGUCUCCGAGGACGGUGUCCGUAACGCCCGUGCCCGUGUCUUGGGCGGAGGAAGCUGCUUGAAUGCCGGGUUCUACACGCGGGCCGACACCGAGUACGUGAAGGAAGCAGGUUGGGAUGACAAACUUGUCAACCAGUCCUACCGUUGGGUCGAGAAGGUGGUCGCGAAUGAGCCGCCGAUGUUGCAGUGGCAAUCGGCGGUUAGAGAUGGACUGCUUGAAGCGGGCAUCACACCUUAUAAUGGGUUUACAUACGAUCACAUCUACGGCACCAAGGUAGGUGGAACCAUCUUCGAUGGCCGUGGCCAUCGGCACACUGCCGCCGAUUUGCUCAAGCACGCCGACCCCAGAAGGCUCACCGUUCUUCUACGUGGCACCGUGCACAAGAUCACGUUUAGAAUCAAAGGGAAAGCAAGACCAACUGCCCAUGGCGUGAUCUUCAGAGAUGAAUCAGGAGUCAAGCACAGAGCAUACCUGAACAAGGGAUCAAAGAAUGAGAUCGUGCUAUCAGCUGGAGCUCUAGGAAGCCCACAGUUGUUGAUGUUGAGUGGGGUAGGACCAGCUGAGCAUCUUACCUUCCAUAAGAUCAGGGUGGUGGUUGAUCGGCCCAUGGUUGGCCAAGGAAUGUCAGACAAUCCCAUGAAUGCCAUCUACGUCCCCUCCCCCAGCCCUGUUGAGGUCUCCCUCAUACAGGUCGUCGGCAUUACCCGUUUUGGAACCUACAUUGAAGCGGCCAGUGGUGCCAACUUCGCUGCUCAGGGCUCCGCCAUUCCAAGGAACUUUGGAAUGUUUUCUCCUCAGAUUGGGCAGCUAGCGACAGUGCCCCCCAAGCAGAGGACUCCGGAAGCCAUAGCUAAGGCAGUGGAAGCCAUGAAUGCACUUUCAGAUGAAGCUUUCAGAGGUGGAUUCCUACUUGAGAAAAUAAUGGGUCCUAUCUCAACUGGUCAUCUUGAGCUCAGAAGCAGGAACCCAGAACACAACCCGUCGGUUACCUUCAACUACUUCAAGCACCCCACGGACCUGAAGAGGUGCGUUGAUGGCAUAAAUACAAUCAGGAAGGUGAUUGAGUCCAGAGCGUUCUCCAGGUUUAGGUACCCAUACAUCUCCGUGGGAGCCCUUAUCAACAUGACGGCGAACUUCCCGGUGAACUUGCUGCCGAGGCACGACAACGAUUCUACGUCCAUGGAGCAGUUUUGCAAGGAUACUGUGAUGACCAUAUGGCAUUAUCAUGGGGGCUGCCAGGUUGGUAGGGUGGUCGACCAUGACUACAGGGUCCUGGGUGUGGACGCACUCAGAGUCAUUGAUGGGUCGACCUUCAAUUACUCUCCUGGUACCAAUCCUCAGGCCACUGUUAUGAUGCUUGGAAGAUACAUGGGUGUGAGAAUGCUAAGGGAGAGGCUGACUAUGGAAGAAUCCAGUUGAAACUGAAAAAGAUGAUCGGUCAGAGACUCAGAGCUAGUGCAAUUGUUUAGGAAAGAUGAAGCUGUGGUCGUGUCAGGAAUAGCUACUGAUUUACUACUUGGAUCGAAUUAAGUAAUUUUGAUGUAAUUGGGUGUAAUAGAAUCAUCCUAUUUUAAGAGUGAAGCAAGAUCAGCUUUUAUUCUUUGUUUCUUUUUGGGUCAUAUAUUAUAUUUGGAAGAAGAGCUAAACAAAACAAGGAGUCCGACUCCAAUUGCCAUAUUUAUGAUCGAUGUUAUCUUCGACC
Nelumbo nucifera (sacred lotus) is the source of this 3121-nucleotide messenger RNA. Its product is annotated as protein HOTHEAD-like. Gene Ontology annotation, molecular function: flavin adenine dinucleotide binding; oxidoreductase activity, acting on CH-OH group of donors. NCBI's taxonomy places the organism in Eukaryota, Viridiplantae, Streptophyta, Magnoliopsida, Proteales, Nelumbonaceae. The record is from RefSeq and is a predicted model, not a curated record.